This is a messenger RNA of Micropterus dolomieu (smallmouth bass), 9842 nucleotides long. RefSeq names its product tet methylcytosine dioxygenase 1 (gene tet1). The record is from RefSeq and is a predicted model, not a curated record. The coding region runs from base 1088 to 7618 and encodes 2176 amino acids. NCBI's taxonomy places the organism in Eukaryota, Metazoa, Chordata, Actinopteri, Centrarchiformes, Centrarchidae. Gene Ontology annotation, molecular function: DNA binding; zinc ion binding; DNA 5-methylcytosine dioxygenase activity. Gene Ontology annotation, biological process: oxidative demethylation; positive regulation of transcription by RNA polymerase II. Gene Ontology annotation, cellular component: nucleus. The transcript has 12 exons.
GCAAUGUCAUAUGUUAUUGUCAAAUUUAUGACAAAGUAGGUCGCUGUUGAGGUUACUUUUACAUUAAUAACGUUAAUGUUAUAAAUUAACCACAACACUGCGGUUUUUUAUUAAUUUAAAUCCAUUAUUUCAAAAAGCUAACUUUCUAGCUAACAUUAACGUACAAUAAACGAUUAAGUGUCCAUAUCAACUGGCGUUAUUUUGGCGAUCCGUUAUGAUGAUUAUUUUUAGCACGCUCCGCCGUCCUCUUGCUAAAGCACACAGUGCUAGGGAGCGACUCCGGUCCAGGUUUUCGUGUCCACUCUUCCCUCCAGUUCCGACGACGAGUUUUUGGCCAGCGGAGAGUAGGUUGCGUCUGGUGGAGGGAGAGUGAGCGGGGCUGCCCUCAAUGGACUGACAGAAGAGGGAUUUACAUUUUAACGGGUGUCGUGCUCCGCAAAGAGUACACGGUGCACGCGGAAACCCGACUAUUCCGCUCGAUGUAUGUUGAAGUGGGUGCUUGUGCCAUGUCCAUGUGUCAUCGUCGUGAGAGGAUCGAACUUGCCAGCAGUCUGUAUCUGCCGAAGAGGGAAACCAAUACAAGGUCUCGCUGUCUCGCUGGAGCGGAGUAUUAUUAGCGGUUCAGACAGUGCAACUGUCUCUCUCUGGUAUGUAAAGCAUUUCUGCCGUAAAACGUGUAAAUAAAACCUCGCGGGCUACAAAACCACCCAUAGCUACACGGCGCUUUAAAAUGACAGAGGUCAAGUGCAAAAAUAAUAAUAAACAGAGACAUCGAAGGCGUUUUUACACGGUAAUAACUCCCUCUUCCGCCAGUCAGAAAGACGAAAACAGGAUCCGACCUCCGGCCAGAGCCCACUCCUCAACAUGCCUGCCCUUUUAACUAUUAAAGCUGUGUUAGCCGCUCAGGAAGCUAUAGUCAUGCACUGCAAUUACGCACUAAUGACAGCAUCAUAAUUUACAAUCCAAGAAUAAAACACAGGAAGAGGAAGAUUUUUAAAAGAAAAAAAAAUAGUGUGCUGAGCAAAAGAUAAACAUUCACUGGCUCCCAUGCUGGCUGCCAGAAGUCCUCCACUCCACACCCUCAGCCAUGCCUGCUACUACCAAACCCGCCAGGAGACAGACACCUGCUCAGAGGAAAAAUAGCCAGAAAGUGAGCACCAAGAGGCAAACCUGUAACUCAAAUAAACCCAGAGGAAGAGCCACAGAGAGGCCCCAGAAAACACCUGCAGAACCCAAAAGGUCAACAACCAGGGCCCAGGCGCAGUCAGGCCGAAGCCCACGCGGGAGAGGGGUUAGCGGGCCUGCUGGUCAGGGCCCUGGGAGGUCCCCUGGCAGAGUUAACGCUGCCAUAAAUGAAACAGGAUCUGCAAGGCUUAGACGGCCAAGCAAUCCGCCUGACCACUGUGGCGAGUUACAAGACCCCCUAGGGCGAAGGAAGUCCCUGCGGGGCACAGGGGUGUCUGUUACUCCCUGCCAACCCCCUAAACCUUUCAGACGAGGGAGAAACAGCAGGGGGAGCGCGGGGAGAGGAGCAGCAACUCGGCAAGGAAACACAAGAAGCCAGCCGGAGAGCAGCAGCAUCAACGACUCAACUCCUGACGAGGAAAAUGAGAAACUGGACAGCAGUGAAGCUGAGGAAAUCCUCCCAGUUUCUCUGAAAAUUGAUUUUGAAGUUCCUGCGAGUAUCAAAGAGCAGGGUCUGGGAAUCAGCAAUGCUAAAGAGGACAGCCCUCUUAAAGCAGAUUCCCCACCGUGUAACGACACACUGGAGGACUGUGUGCAGUGCAGCUGUGACAGUGCUACAACACAACAAGACAAAAAGACUGUCAGCUGUAACAGUGAAGGUGACCUAAGGUGUGUGAUUGGGGCCCAUGUGUGUGAUGAUGUUGAUGAUGGACAGCUUAAACUCUGCAGUGACAGAAGUAAAGAUAGCCCCUCUGAGCCCUCUGCGCUAACGUGUAUCGGCUCACCAGGGGCGCAGGGCAGCAGCGAGGAAAAUGACAGUCCAUCUAUCCUCGGAAAUAAGCAUGACCGUCUUGCAAGUGACAUCAAGCAAGAAGACGAGCAUGGUACCACGUUGGACUUGAUCGAGAAUAGGGCAGAUGAACGAGUGAUAGUUGUCGCUGAGAGAACAGAGAAGAUAAAUCAUGAGAUGAGAGAGAGUUUAGAGGCGGUGAAAGAAGUCGAGAGACAAAGUGAGACAGUGGAGGAGAUUGUUGAGAGGCUGGCUGAUUGUGAGGGUGGGGAAAAAGAAAAGGAGAACGAUGUUUUCAUCAGGCCUACUGACUCCCACCCCGGCACUCCAGCCACUCAACAUCCAGACCCACCUCACUCUAUCAAUGGACUGACUGCACAGUCACAAUCACUUGUAAGUGUGCUAGCGUUCUCCAACACAGCUACCUCAAAUACCACCAAAGCCCCCUCCACCUCCGAGUCACCUGAGCUAGAGGUUCUGAUCCAGGGUAAGACAGACAUGCAACCUACCAUAAUUCAUGGUGCUAAACCUCAAUUCCCACGGUCCUCAGCUGUUGUUGAAAGUGCCCUGAUGUUGCAGACUGCUCUAGUGAAAAGAAAUACGCCGGUUAUUGUCCAUAGUGACUCCCUCAAACCUCGGAGCUUAGGGGGUUCAAGCCAGGGGGAACCACACCAACUGCAAAGCCUGGAUAUCCCUUCUCCUCAAAGACAAGCUUGCACACCAGCAGAGACGCAGACCAAAGAUAGUGAAACCAAUCAAGAGCCAUUGGAGCGCCACAACCAGAAAGAGACGUCUUCGCUGUCAUUGUUGCUAGUUCCUCAGUUGAACACAGAUCCAGCUGAGUGUGAACUGAACUUCAGCAAAGAUGGUGUUCUUGUAGCAAUGUCAGGGCCGGACUCAGUGCCAAAGAUCUCGACCUCUUCUCUCGACAGUAGCUCCACCUUGUCCUGCAGCUCGGAAAGCACUCGCUCCUCUUUUUCUUUUGACACGGAAUCAGAGGCAGGGUAUGGAGAGCCCAGCCCCUCCGCUCUAGCUGAGGGGGCUUUCUUGCCCUCCUGGACCACUCGCAAACUACAGAAGAAGGAGAGGAAGAAGCGGAGCAGGUGUGGGGCCUGCGAGCCAUGCCUGAGGAACGUCAGCUGUGGUCAGUGCAGUUGCUGCCUCAACCGCAGGACUGGCCACCAGAUAUGUAAGCUGAGGAAGUGCGUGGAACUGAAGAGGAGAAGACCUUCAUCUCCACUCACUCUCGCUGCUGCACAGGUGGUUCCAGAAAGUGAGUCGGUAAAUGGCAAAGGCAAGGCACAGAUGGAUGACACCCACACGGCAGCAGAGGAGGAUGAGGGGGAGGAAGGCCACAUACCUCAUACACAAUCCCCCCCCAUCACCCACUCGCUCACCCACAACCUGGCUUUGGACCAAUGCGGACGACCAGCACUUGUUAAAAGAGAGCCCGGGCUGGAGCUGACCAGCAAUGCACUUGAUCAACACGUAUGCUCUUCUGUGAUUUUUCAGAAUGGUUCUGCUGAGAGCCUAACAAAACAUAUCGGUGCUAAUAUGACCACUGGGUCACACUCUGAUCUGAAGUCUGUCUAUAAAAGGACUAUGAUUGCAUCAGAGCCUCAAAGGACUAUAAUAGCUGCAAUCUCUAAAGACUGCUCUGAGAAUGGACUCAAGACAACUCCAGAUGAUAUGUCAGUUCCGCUAAAGAAGAUCAAACUGGAGGAGCCAUGGAUGUGGAUGACUGAACAGGCCACUACACAGCUGAGUGAUGGAGAUGAGGUCUGCGAAGACCCGCUGUCCACGCUGGCGGCCGUGGUGUGUCUUUCUGUCACCGAGAGAAAGGGACUGGAGGAGAAACUUUUCAGCUCCCGUUCUUCCUUUGUUUGCUCCAUCAAAACAGAGCCACCAGAUUUGCACUUUGUCAAAAAAGAGCCUGAGGACUUAAAGAAUGAUUCAUGUCAGAAAAGCACUCCUAUUAGCCUGCAAAAGACUCCCCAUCCUAUCAAAAGUGAACCUCCUCCAAGUGUCUUGCUACCAAGCGUGCAGUUUUUGGCAGAGAGGAGAAAUCUUAGUUUUGAUCAGGCUAUUGCUAUUGAGGCCUUGACUCAACUGGCAGCUAUACCUCAAAGCACCCCUGGGUCCAUUAAAGCUGAAAGUAAGUGUGAACAUCCCAUUUCUACUGCUGCCCAAAAUUCAACCUUCAGUACAAAUACAACCCUGCAAGAAGCCAAACCCACAGCAGCUAUCCGCUUCAAUAAAGUCUCGGUCAUCAGCUCACCACUACACCAGACGUCAGUCAUACGCCCUCCUGUGGCCAGACAAGGGAAUGUUAUCCAGUGCUCCCAUGGGUCAAGCUCCAACACAAGGCUGUCUCUGCAGGACCUUUUAGAGGCCAGCUCAGACAGUGAUAAAGCACCCUGCAGGAGGACAGAGCAGGGCUUUGUUUCUCGUGUCAUCAAGUCAGAAUGCAGCUAUAAUAAUCCCAGUGACAUGAAGUUCAGUAAAGAUCAUGAGCGGUGGUUUGGGGAGGACAGAGACAUGGAUGUUGGUAAAGCGAGGAGAAACCGAGACGAGGAAGAGGUGGCAGCUCAACUGGCAGACCUGGCCUUCAUCAUCCAGUCCCGACACAACCAGCAGUCAGAGAACAACACUCAAAAAGGAACACCUGUGUCGGCCAUCAAAUACAACUACAACCCCCAGCUGCCCACCAGUCAGAAAAAGACCCCGGUAAAAAAAGUAAAAGCUACACCUUCCAAGCCCAGGAAGAAGAAGAUAAGUGAUGGAAUACAUGAGGGAACCAACAGCAGGACCCCCCUCUCAAAACGCAUGCCAAAUGGAGAGGCACCCCACAGAGGCAAGAAGAUUGUCCCGCAGGGGAAAUCAGGCCUUCACCACAAGAGGAACCUGUUUCUGCCUCAGGCUCAGAUUGACCUGAAGAGAUACUUGGCUGAGGCUCAGGAGGAAAGGCGGCAACUCAUCCAUCACAGCAAUGCAUACAAUACAGCCCUCUUAGGGCCUCAGACUCAGAACUACAGCACUCUCACAAGGAACACUCAUGGUCAAGAAAAACAGCCAUGGUCCUUUUCAAAUGGUCCACACCACCAACACAAUCCAUGCAAUGGUCAUGCUGCAGGACCGGGUCAGGAGUGUGAAAGGCAUUUGUUAUCUCAGGUAGCGCAGCCCUGUGGUUGGCUGCAGCAUCCAAACACCAGCCCAGCCAAUGCUGCUGUCUUCAGCCACACCACUGGGCACCACGGUCUGGCUAAUGGCUUCUCAGGGGCUCGGCAGUCCCCCCCUCCAAGCCAGCAGGGCUACUACAAGCUGGAGAGGUCAGGACCUGUCACUGUCCUGUCCACAGCCACUGAUGGGGAUAUGGGCCACUCUGCAGAGUCAACUCCAUCCAAGAACGGCGUCAACAGCUUUCUGGAGUCUCCUAUGAGAUUUCUGGAUACCCCUACCAAGAAUUUGCUCAAUACACCUUCCAAAAAACUGGCUGAUCUUCCAUCCUGCCAAUGCGUGGACCAAAUCAUUGAAAAGGAGGAAGGCCCUUACUAUACACACCUUGGGGCAGGACCCAAUGUUGCUGCAGUGAGGGAACUGAUGGAAAACAGGUAUGGUGCCAAAGGAAAUGCAGUAAGGGUGGAAGUUGUUGUUUACACUGGGAAAGAAGGAAAGAGCUCCCAGGGGUGUCCGAUAGCUAAAUGGGUGAUCCGGCGUGGCAGUGAAGAGGAGAAGCUGCUGUGUUUGGUCCGCCAGAGGCCAGGGCACUACUGUGACACUGCCAUGUUGGUGAUCCUCAUCCUGGCGUGGGAAGGAAUCCCUCGGCCGGUGGCGGACAAUCUCUACCAGGAGCUCACCCAGUCCCUCUUUAAAUACGGCUCUCCUACCAGCCGGCGGUGUGCCCUCAAUGAGGAUCGUACGUGUGCAUGCCAGGGUUUGGACCCAGACACCUGUGGAGCAUCGUUUUCCUUUGGCUGCUCCUGGAGUAUGUACUUCAAUGGCUGUAAGUUUGCCCGCAGCAAAGUGCCCCGCAAGUUUCGCCUGCUUGGAGAUUACCGGGAAGAGGAGGAGAAGAUAGAACGCAACCUUCAGGGUCUUGCCACUGAGCUAGCACCACUCUACAAAAGACUGGCCCCUGAGGCCUUUCAAAACCAGGUGGAAAAUGAGGAGGGAAGUGUGGACUGUCGGCUGGGCUGGAGGGAGGGACGGCCUUUUUCUGGGGUCACUGCCUGCGUGGAUUUCUGUGCCCACGCUCACAAGGACACUCACAACAUGAAUAAUGGCAGCACUGUGGUUUGCACUUUAACCAAGGAAGAUAACCGUGCAGUGCGUAACAUACCAGAAGAUGAGCAGCUCCAUGUUCUGCCACUUUACAGGAUCUCUGACAGGGAUGAGUUUGGUCGGGUUGAGGGCCAGUGGGCAAAGAUCCAAAGUGGUGCUCUGCAAGUUCUGUCUUCCUUUCCCCGAGAGGUGAGUGAAGAGGUGCGUCUACUGGCUGAGCCAGUGAAAUCAGCCCGUAAGAUUAGGCAAGAGGCUCGUCAGAGGGUUCAAGCAGAGAAACUGGAGAAGAAGCUCGGGCUGACUCCUCUCACUCCUGGGAAAGUGAAAAGUGAAACCCCCAACAAAGAGUCUCAGGGCUACUACAGCUCACAGAGACUACCGCCCAGACCUGCCAGCGCUGGAAGGUACCUACCUAACCAACCAAGCACUUACAGCCAGAGCACCAGCAGCUACCCCACACUGGGUGCAGGGGUCACCCCGCAGAAGGAAGCCAUCUCCCCCAACCACCAUGGCCUACCUGGCCACCAGUUUGGACAAAAUGGCUCAGCUCUAAAUUAUAAGACAAUGAGCAACGUCGUGAAUGGUUAUCCCUCAGAACAUAUACCUCCACAUAAUGCCCUUAGUGACUACCCCCCUACAUUUAAAGCUGAGCCCAGCGAGGUGCACUGCUCUCUUCUGCGCAGACCCUCCCCCAGUGAGAGCGCUCCUCCCUCCUCCUUCUCCCCCAGACCUACCUCUGAGGGCCUCUUAAGCAGGCUUAAUGGACUCCACAGGGCUGCAGGAGAUGUUGCAGCAGAGGUCAGGGGUCAUGGACUCCUCCCUCCACUCUCAUCUCUCCCCCUUCCCCUGCAAACUCCCCCACUUGAACCAGAGGAAGUUAAGCAGGAGGAGGUGUGGUCAGACAGCGAGCACAACUUCCUGGACCACAACAUAGGCGGAGUUGCCGUGGCACCGUCACACGGCUCUAUAUUGAUAGAGUGUGCACGGCGGGAGCUCCACGCCACCACCCCUAUCCUCAAGCCAAACCGAAGCCACCCCACCCGCAUCUCCCUGGUCUUCUACCAGCACAAGUCUCUUAAUGAACCAGGCCAUGGGAUGGCUAUGUGGGACGCAAAAAUGGCCAAGCGGGAACGGGAGCGGGAGGAGGAGGCUGAGAGAUUAAGGAUGGAGGAAAGUGUGGGGAAGAGCGGCAAAGGAGCUGAAGACGUGGAGAAGGAGAAGGAAACAGGAGAGGAGGAGGAGGCAAGGAGGAUGAAGAAUGUCCCCACACGUCAAGCAUGGACUCAACCGAGGGAUGGUGUCGUCACCGUGUCCCCUUAUGCUCUUACCCAAGUGACAGGCCCCUACAAUCGCUGGACUUAGUCAACAUGUUUUACACACACAGAGAAAACUCCUACACCCUGUGCUUCUGCCUUACCUCAAUCAACUUCAAACUGCUACUCUCAUUUUUACAUCGUUUUCAUUGUGCUUUUCUAAUAUCUGGUGGUUCACUUUGUCCUUCUGCAUCUCUGCCUUCAGAGUGAUGAGGAAGACCCAAAGUUUGUUGGCUUUUUAACUGUGAGUUUUCGGUGUUGUUUUUAUUGUAAAGAGAUGGUGCUUUGAAGCAUUUUAAAGACGUUUUUAAACUGGUUUUAUAUACAUGAUUAAGAACAAAAAAGAUGUGAUUAUUUAUUCUGAUCAUAAUGAUUUCUAUUUAAUUCCUGGUGUAAGCCUGUUUACUGCAAGAUUUCUAUGAUAACCUGCAUUAUGUGUUGACGUUCAGAAUUUAUGUUGUACAGUAGGAGUAUGCUCUUUAUUUUCAGCCAAUAGUUCUCUUGUCCUAAGAUGAAUCUCAUUGGCUUUUACAUUGGUGCCAUUCUCACUGUAACCUUUAUUUAGCAAACUCAUCACAUAAUGUACAAAACAAGACUAAUAGUGUGCAUAUAUUUACUACAGAUUGUCACAUGUAGCAUUGUCCUUUUCCUUCUGCUGCCUCUGACUUGUGUUGGCAGUUGAUGAAAGAAAUGUACUUCUUUGGUUUGUUGUUUUGUUUCUUUUCUCUCGUCUGGAUGGUCUGUCUUUUAUUCACAGAUAUGUACGGCAUAUUAAGAAGCACUUUUUUGUUUUCCUAAACUUAACUUGAAAAGGUCCCAAUUCAUAGGCCUAAAUAUGUAUGUACAGAUAAAUAGAGAUAUAUAUGACAGUUUAGCAUGGAUCCAGUUUUAUUUUACAGUAUUUUUGCAUUUAUUUGAUAUUCAUUUGAUUGAAAACGACAUACAUAUCUAAUGAAAUUCAAAACUUAGUAUAAUGAGGAAUCUUGAAAUACUGCAACAAUGAAGUGCUUAUCAUUCUUGGCACUUAACUUUCUGGAAAAGGAAUUCUUUCAUAGGGCACAAAUGUGAUAAUAGGAAUUCAAAAACUUACUGUACAUUUUAAUGGUGCUAAUGAGAAAUCACAACAUGUCAGCUAUGUCAACAGAAUAUUGCCAGUUUUGUAUGUCAAUAAUCAAACAAUUCCUUCUUUUGCCUCCUCUCUGCUUUUAUUGUAAAACCACUCACAAAUCAGAUCCCACUCAGACAAUUGCCUAAGACGAUUUCGGGUGCUCAAACCUUGUGAAGACUUUGUUUACAGAUAGCGUUUUUUUACAGGGUCUGAAUAAGGGGGUUGGUGUCAACUCCUGGUGAAUCAGGAUGUUUAUUUUUUAUUACCCAUAAAAGAGAAGCUCUUUCUUUUAAGAAUUCAUCAGUGAAAUUUCAGCACAAGCGGUAAAGACCUUUCACUGGUAUUCACACUAACACUGGUGGUAUAACAUUUCCUGUGAGAAAAAUGUUGGUCUUUUACACACUUUGACUUCCUCUUGGUGCUAAUAGGACAAGAUUUCAAGGUGCAUACAAUGACCUAACCUGGUUGUAUACUAAACGGUGAUGGCACGGUGCUUUUUGAAACUCAGACACACUGAUCUGGUAUGUGAUUCAAUACAAAGGUAGUUUUAUCAUUUCUCUGCAUGAUUACUGGCUGACAACAGACUUGAGAUGUGUUGAUAUCCCGCCAUUGAUCAUGAUGUUUUCAUGUACCAGUUAAAAGCAAAUUAUUGUAUUAUUAUUAUGUCCAUCUAGAGUUCAGAUGUCUUCCAUAGAGAACCAAACUCUCCGACAAUUCUCAUAAAUCACAACAUACACACAACAUGAAGUGAAUGUAAACAGUUUAAAUCAUUUCAUUUAGAUAGAACAUUUUUGAACACGAGAAAGUUACAGCGGUAAAUGUUUCUUUUAAAUUUUCUGUGGGGGACAUUCUCAGUUCACAUUGAAAGUCUUUUUAAUUGACGAGGAACUAACAACUAGCACCAGCAUUUAAAAAUCUGAAAGAAAAAAAACCUUUUAUUAGUAGAAAAUGUGUAAAUAUGUAUGUGAACUAUAUUGUUUUUACUGUACUGUUAAUGGUGUUUAGACAAUGGAUGAUCUUGCUUAUUUUGAAACUGAAUUACUGUACGUUGCUGAAAGUAUAUCCAGUUUAGACUUGAGAAGAGACUAAAUUUAGCAUUCCUUUUACGGAUGGCUGAUCUCUUUUGGGAUUGUGAAAUAAAGUCAUAUUUAUAUUUUGAACCUGA